AUGGAGGCUCCCAUCGCUGCCGCGGGUACGUGCCGGCAGCCCCGUCGUUCGCCUUGCCUUGCGAGCGAGGCUCAGGAGGGUGGGAGAAAUCCGGUGCCACCAGCAUCGUCACCUCCAGGGCUCUGCGGUGGCGCUUCCCGAGCGGCCCAGCCGGGGCUCGGAGCGGUGCGGCGGCUCCGGCACCGCUGCCUCCUCCUCGAUGCCCGCGGGCUGGCGCGGGUGGCGGGGCGGUUCGGCAGCAUCGCGGGGGACCGCGGCGAGAUCGGCCUGGAGCAGUUCAAGGCCGCUCUCGAGGUGAAGGAGGCGUUCUUCGCCGAGCGGCUCUUCGCGCUGAUCGACGCGGACGGGAGCGGGACCCUCAGCCUGGAGGAGCUGCUGAAGGCCCUGGGCACGCUCGCGCGCGGCAGCGAGACGGACAAGCUGCGGUUCCUCUUCCAGCUUUACGACGUGGACGGCAGCGGCUCCGUUGACGUGGACGAGCUGUGCGCGGUGCUGCCUGGCCGAGAGCGGCCUGUCGCUGCCGGUGAGCGGCUCGAUGCCCUCACCCUGGCUCCCUUCGAGGCCGCCGACACGGACCGCAGCGGCUCCGUCACCUUCCAGGAGCUCCGGGAGCAGCUGCGGCGUUUCCCGGAGCUGGUGGAGAACCUGAGCAUCAGUGGCUUUUCCAGCCGGGCAGAGAUGGGCUGCAGCUCUUCCCUGCGCAGCGCGGGCCCUUCCGACGGUGCCUUCCCGCAGCGGGGCUGGUGCGGGCCGAGGGGGCACCACGGGCCCUGGGAGUACCUGCUGCCGGCGCAGCACGGUCCCGGCCCCGGUCCCGGCGGCACGGUGGUGCUCUCGGGGCUGGUCCUGCAGCUGCUGCUCGCCACCACGCUCGCCUUCUCCAACGCCUGUGUCCGCAGGAGCGGCCACUUCGAGCUCUUCUACUGGACCCACCUCUGCUACGUCCCCGUCUGGGCCCUGCUGCUCCUCCACGGCCCCAACUUCUGGAAGUGGUUUGCGGUGCCCGGCUGCCUCUUCGUGCUGGAGCUGCGCAUCGUGGAGGUCGACCUGCUGCCCUCCAAAGUGACUCACCCGGUGAUUAAGAGGCCGCCGUCUUUCCGCUACAAGCCCGGGGACUGCGUCUACCUGAACGUCCCGGCCAUCGCCGCCUGCGAGCGGCACCCGCUCAGCAUCAGCAGCGCGCCCGAGCAGCCGGGCUCCCUCUGGCUGCGCGUCCGGGCGCUGGGGCGGUGGACCAGCCGCCUGCACCGGUAUUUCCAGCAGCUCGAGCCGCUCGGCCGCCGGGCCGAACCGCUCUCCGGAAAGCCGAGGUGCCGGCGCGGGGCGCGGGUCUGCUCCGCGCCGAGCAGCCGCCGGCUCUGCGACGUCAAGUGCUACCUCGAUGGCCCUUACGGGACCCCGACGCGGCGCAUCUUCUCCUCGGAGCACGCGGAGCUCAUCGGCGCCGGCAUCGGCAUCACCCCCUUCGCCUCGACUUUGCAGAGCAUCAUGUACAGGUACCGCGUGGGGAAGCAGAGCUGUCCCCGCCGGGGCCACUCGCGGUGCCAGGGCCCGAAGGACGAGGCCGUGGCGCUCAGGAAGGUGGACUUCAUCCGGAUAAGCCGGGACCAGCAGCACUUCGAGUGGCUCGUCAGCCUCCUGGCCAAGCUGGAGAGGGAGCAGGCCGAGGGGGAGCCGGGAGGGCGGUUUUUGGAGAUGCACCUGUACGUGACGGCGGCCCUGGGCAAGAACGACGUCAAGGCCGUCGGGCUGCGUGGGAAAGGUGGGGACGAGCGUCCCGGGAGGCUGCGUCCGGCCCGGAGCAGUGCCCGUCCUGCGCGCGGCGGCGUGGGGACCGUCCUCGGAGCCACAUCGGGAGGGCUCAGGGCUUGGGUGGCCUUGCACGUUGGGGUGCAGGGGGUGGGUGUCCUGGACCCCCGUGGGGUGGAGGGGGCAGGUGUCCUGGAGCACUUUGGGGUGGAGGAGGGCGUGUGA
This is a messenger RNA of Dromaius novaehollandiae (emu), 1974 nucleotides long. RefSeq names its product NADPH oxidase 5 (gene NOX5). Gene Ontology annotation, biological process: superoxide anion generation; defense response. The record is from RefSeq and is a predicted model, not a curated record. Bases 1 to 1974 code for a protein of 657 amino acids. Gene Ontology annotation, molecular function: superoxide-generating NAD(P)H oxidase activity; calcium ion binding. The transcript is spliced from 14 exons. Gene Ontology annotation, cellular component: NADPH oxidase complex; plasma membrane. Lineage: Eukaryota; Metazoa; Chordata; Aves; Casuariiformes; Dromaiidae.